Molecule: messenger RNA, 1556 nt
Organism: Branchiostoma belcheri (Belcher's lancelet)
Lineage: Eukaryota; Metazoa; Chordata; Leptocardii; Amphioxiformes; Branchiostomatidae
Exons: 2
Coding region: 312-1241 (309 amino acids)
Source: RefSeq, a predicted model, not a curated record
UCAUACGAGUAACGCAAAUAUUAUUUACUCAAGUAGAGUCGAGCUCGACGAGAAGUUUACGUGACGACUGGGAGAAAACUGCGCCGCGCGAGACUGUCUUGUCAACAUGCCGAGUUGACUCAAAUCUCUGUGGUAAUCAUGAGGGGAAGAAGGCCGUGUUGGAACGCAAGAAAAGGCCUUUUGUGGAGGUUUACUUUGGUCUGAUUGAUAGCGACGCCAAGGCUAUAGGCGGCACUUCCCUUUUUUUGACGUGGGGAGGGCAGUGAACUUUCCCGCCGUGGGACUACAUGUAAGUAGCUGAAUGGGGGAAAAUGGGGAAAGGGCGGCGCCACAACGGCAACGGUCAGUCUAAUGGAAGGAGGACGAGACCAGACGAGCGUCGGCGGGCAGGCAGACCGAGUGGAGGCGAGAAUUACCGGACCAGGAACCGACUAAUGCGCCAUGAGUUCAGCCGUCUCCGCGUGUCGGCGAACGUGUCCCGUCAGGGCGGACAGGGUGUCGUGUUGUCCCCGGUCAGCACACUCGGCCAGCGGGCACAGAGAGGAUGUCCGUGCGAAAACCCGGGCCCCAUGGCUCUCUUCUUCGUUGCAUUCCUGAUAUUCCUACCCGGAGCGAUCAUGACGGCGAACGGGUACGGCGAACCCGAAGCCAUCGCCCGAAGAGACCCUCUCCUUAUCGUCGGUCCGGUCUCCAUCGGUGUUUCUAUACUGUUGAUGUUGUUAUCGUGUGGUUGGAACCUUUAUAUUCAGAAUAACGAGAACGACACAGAAAUUGACGUAGAACUAGGUGAAGACUGCGGCCCGGCCUCCCCGGAUCCGGCCAGCUUCUCACCGCCGCCAAGUUACGAUACGAUCGUACACGAGGAUGAAAACAGGUUCAGCUUCCCCGAUCAGCCGACUAUACAUCAAGAGGAGUGCCCUGGAGAGGCCACGUCCUCGGCGGAGACUCCGCCAGCUCCGCGCGUUGUUCUAACACUUGUCGAAAUUCCAAACGAUAAUUGCACCGAUACUGGUGAGACUACUAGCGACUAUGACCCUUGGGUCGCGAGGGAAGACUUGGAGGACUUGGACGAGGACAUCGUUCAUCCUCCCCCGUCCUACACCCCAGUCGACCCGACCAACACCGCCUCGUCUGAGGAUCUGGACGACGUGUUUGAAGAGGAAGACGAGGAUAUCGUCCACCCGCCGCCGUCCUACGACGAAGUUAUGCACGUUAUACACGAGAGAAGUGACGAUGUAUAACAUCAAGGGACAUCCACAUUCUACAACAGUGGCUCAUGAACCAUUACAGACAAGUGCAAUGUGGAUGUUGUGGUCUCCAAUUGUAAGCCUGAGGCUUGAUUGAGAUAAGCAAGGAUGACUUGGGAGCGUGUGACGCCCUCUUUGUAGCCAGAUAAAUGGGGGCCCAAUUCAAGGGCUAGCUAAGCCGUUUUUCUUGGAAAAUGGUAAUUUUGGGGUGUCGGUUGGCACACCGUACUAAGAUUACUCUCUCGGUCAAGUUAUAUCGGUAUACAGGUAAAAUUGGAGGAAAUGAAUAAACACCUAGUCGUGACCGGA